CGCCGUUAUGUUCAGGACUUCCUAAAAUAAAAGACAAUGUUUGGGAAUCAAACGGUGCUCAUACAUAUUAGAAGAAUGAUAGCACAAAUAAACAUCGACCAAUGAGAAGCUCGCUCACUUCGUGUCACUCGUGAUAUCAGUCGGCUCCUAACUGAUAAGAUAAAAUAUAUUGUGAUCCGAAGGUGUACUCCAGUGUCCUUUCUAAUUUUGGUGAAAAUGUACUUCCAAGCGCUAUGCAAAGUGUUAAUGAUAUUAUGCGUCCUAGUUUCGUCGAGCCACGCACUAGAGGCCGACGCGGAAAACGUUCCAUGUGAUAUUACUAUACAAGACUCAUCCAAUCUCACACUAAACUGUUCGCGCCGCAACAUUGAUGAGAUUCCAGAAAAAUGGCCAGAAACAUUGAACAGCGUAGACAAAGAUGGGCAUGUGUUGAUAACGUUUUUCAACAAUACAAUUUCGAACGUGUCGCAAAUACCCGCAGUGCCCGGCAAGAGGGUCGCCAUCAGCUUCAAGUCGAAUGAGAUCGUUGACAUCGAGGACGAUGCAUUCAGCAACAUCGAGAGAUUGGUAUACCUCGAUCUCAGCAACAAUUAUAUCUCUGGUGAAGUGUUAAGGAGUGAGAUAUUCCGAGGAAAAUACCAAUGUACCAACUGCACUCAAUAUGGCGUAUACGGCAGCAUCGCAUUGGAGACGCUCAACUUGGGUCACAACGACAUCCACUCCUUGGACCGGUACUUGUUCCAGUACACGCCGAACUUAACACGACUCUACCUCAACAACAAUCCGAUAGAGAUCCUCGACCAUGUGACACUUCUUGCAUUAGCCAGUGCUAUCAAUUUACAGGUAUUGGAUUUGGCUAAAACCGACAUCAAUAGCAUACCCCUAGACGCGUUUAAAGGGUUAACGAAGCUGCAGCAAAUCGAUUUGUCUGACAACCGGUUCGUGACCGUGCCGGAGAGUCUGAUUCUCGUCGGAAGCUCCCUCAAGUACCUCACGUUCAACAACAAUCCUAUCAACCAGCUCAAUGACGACAGUUUCGUAGGCUUAACGAACUUAAUCGAAUUAGAAGUCGGCGAAAACGAUUAUUUGGAAGAAGUGAAAAGCAGCACGUUCUCCCCACUCAAGAACUUGAGGGUACUUCACCUCUGCCACAACCGAAACCUGCGAUACAUCAGCCAUAAAGCGUUCCUCGGAUUGAAAGACCAAUGGACCUUGAAAGAAGUGUACCUGGAUAACAACUACCUCAGUGAGUUAUCCACAGACUUAAUGCCAUGGAACAAAUUGGAGAUAUUAGGAAUGACUGGCAAUAAUUGGCUUUGCAACUGUGAACUGGCCAAUAUUGUGACAGAUCAGGGAGCAGGGGCUAAAUUCCAGAUUGGAGAAAUUCCUUUCUGUGCUGCCCCUAUGAGGCUCAGUGGAGCAUACAUAACCAACAUUACACUUCCCUACUGCCCAACUUUGAACACAGAACCUAAGAACAUCAGGGUAUUCACUUUAUCUAACCUAAAACCUAAACACAUCUUAUACAGCAUCCUAGGAGUAGCAUUAAUAGCCUGUUUAGGGCAUAGCAUAACAUGGAUAAGCACUGUCAAAGAGCAUGGGUUUGAGCAGUGUAUUUGUGGAGGAGCCGAUGCGAAGGUCCGAGGGCCACCGCAGGAGCGGCGCAGGUGUGAGGCGAGCGCGAGGUGGUCUCCGCCGUCCGCGCUCCUUUGUUAUCAGCGGCCGCGUCGCUGA
Messenger RNA from Spodoptera littoralis (African cotton leafworm), 1734 nucleotides. Lineage: Eukaryota; Metazoa; Arthropoda; Insecta; Lepidoptera; Noctuidae. The record is from the annotation of a GenBank genome assembly.